AUCUCUUUUUCCUUUUCCACCAGUGCCUGUGUUUGUCACCCACCUAUGAACUGGCGCUUCAGACUGGCAGUUAUUGAGCAGAUGGGCAAAAACUACCCUGAAGUCAAACUAGUUUACGCCAUACGAGGAAAUAGGCUGCAGCGAGGCGUGAAGCUUCAGGAACAGAUAAUCAUUGGCACGCCCGGCACCAUGCUGGACUGGUGCAGCAAAUUGAAGUUCAUUGAUCCCGAGAAGAUUCAGGUGUUUGUGCUGGAUGAGGCCGAUGUCAUGAUCGCAACGCAGGGUCACAAAGACCAGAGUAUUCGCAUCCAGAGGAUGCUGCCCAGAAACUGCCAGAUGUUGCUGUUCUCAGCUACGUUUGAGGAGACCGUGUGGGACUUCGCCAGGCGCGUCGUGCCUGACCCAAAUAUCAUCAAAUUGAAAAGAGAGGAGGAGACGCUGGAUACUAUCAAGCAGUACUAUGUGUUGUGCAACAGCAAGGAGGAAAAGUUUGAAGCCCUGUGCAACAUCUAUGGCGCCAUCACCAUAGCCCAGGCUAUGAUUUUCUGCCAUACAAGGAAGACCGCAGGCUGGCUGGCGGGAGAGCUUUCCAAAGAGAACCACCAGGUGGCGCUGCUUAGCGGGGAGAUGCAAGUAGAGCAGAGGGCAGCUGUCAUUGAACGCUUCCGGAAUGGAAAGGAGAAGGUGCUUGUCACCACAAAUGUCUGUGCCAGAGGUGAGGGACCCAUGCAAGAUAAUUAUGAAAUAUGUAGAUAUUUAACAAUUAUUUAGUCUUCCACUUCUCCCUAUCAAUUGCUUUUGUAAUAUUGUUUUAACAUGUAUUCUGACUGUCAACACCCUGUAUGCUAUUAGAGAAGAUACCGUAUGUAUUCUUCAUACAUUGAAAAUAUUAACGUCAAUUUCCCCUAUCACCUCUCGCCUUUUUUUUUCCUUUUUUUUCUGUCCACCAGGAAUUGAUGUGGAGCAGGUAUCGGUGGUGAUCAAUUUUGACCUGCCUGUAGACCAGGAGGGUAACCCAGACAACGAGACCUACCUUCAUAGGAUUGGCCGCACGGGUCGGUUCGGCAAAAGGGGGCUGGCCAUCAACAUGGUGGACAGCAGAAUGAGUAUGAACAUUCUCAACAGGAUCCAGGAGCAUUUUAGUAAGUAGUUAUCCUUGCCAUUAUCUAUUGCAUUGGCCAGGUUCAAUGUAAUAUAUAUGUUUGCAUUUUUAUUCGUCCACUGGCAGAAAAAAAACACUCGCUGGUUUUCUCUUUUCCAGAUAAGAAAAUUGAAAAACUCGACACACACGAUCUGGAUGAAAUUGAGAAAAUCGCCAACUGAAAGACAAGUGUGCUGACAAAGUGGACGCCAGCUAGACUUGCGCUCUGCAAAGACUGUAUGCUUCUUUAUGCUGGCUUUUUAAGUUUGUAUUUUAAGCCGUUAGGGUGGAGGGGGCAAAACCACAUAUACUGCACGUUUACAUACACUUCAGUCUGUGGAACAUACCCUAUUUCACUCUUUUUACUAUAAUAUUUUAUUUUGUAAUGCUGAAAAAGCUUAACUGUCAAGUAACUCCUAAAACCCCAUUUGACUCUGCUUUUCAUACAUAUAUGAACAUUUUUCAUGAAUGUAUCCUCUUUAGGUCAUUACAACAUUGACAGUGUGUGGAAAGGGUGAAGUUGGGUAUACUGCUGCUCUGAGUGCAGGGGUGUCAUUUUGGGUGAUGACUGAUGGAUGGAUUUUAGGGUCUAUGCAAAUUUAGAGUAUACUCACAUGAAAGAAAUGAAAUUAACCUCAAUUUAUCUUCAGGGUGCGUAGCCAAAUGCCAAAAUGGAGAUGACCUACUAAUAACUCCUCAACAUUUUAGAUCAUUCUGGAGUAAAGCCCAGUCACGCGUCCCUCACAAUUUUAUUUAUAGAGUAUUAAGACUACUCAGCUGUAACAUGUAGUUGUUUUUAAACAUUUUUUGCCUACCUAUUCCACAACUUCCCACUUACCACAAACUUCACAUCUUUUAUUUUGAAAUUCAACCAAAAUUCUCUAAAAUUUCGUUUUUCUACUCUAAUUUCCACAUUUUUCAACCGAUUCAACCCAUUCCAACUUUCAAGUGUUCAUCUUUUGCCUACCUGUUCCACAUAUU
This is a messenger RNA of Syngnathus typhle (broad-nosed pipefish), 2122 nucleotides long. RefSeq names its product ATP-dependent RNA helicase DDX19A-like. The record is from RefSeq and is a predicted model, not a curated record. The transcript has 4 exons. Gene Ontology annotation, molecular function: ATP binding; RNA binding; RNA helicase activity. NCBI's taxonomy places the organism in Eukaryota, Metazoa, Chordata, Actinopteri, Syngnathiformes, Syngnathidae. The coding region runs from base 46 to 771 and encodes 241 amino acids. Gene Ontology annotation, biological process: poly(A)+ mRNA export from nucleus. Gene Ontology annotation, cellular component: nucleus; cytoplasmic stress granule.